Molecule: messenger RNA, 6547 nt
Organism: Ochotona princeps (American pika)
Lineage: Eukaryota; Metazoa; Chordata; Mammalia; Lagomorpha; Ochotonidae
Gene: GREB1L
Product: GREB1 like retinoic acid receptor coactivator
Exons: 33
Coding region: 109-6006 (1965 amino acids)
Biological process (GO): kidney development; multicellular organism development
Source: RefSeq, a predicted model, not a curated record
AAAAAAAUCUUUAAAUAAUUGAAAUCUAGGCAGCAACCUUCCUGAAGAAUUGACUGCCCAACCUAACCAUGAACAUGAUUCAAACAUGUUAAUAAAUAAACUAAGACCAUGGGGAAUUCAUAUGCUGGGCAACUGAAAUCUGCUCGAUUCGAGGAAGCUCUCCACAACUCCAUAGAAGCCUCACUCAGAUGUAGCAGUGUGGUACCACGGCCAAUUUUUUCCCAGCUAUACCUGGACCCUGACCAGCAUCCUUUCUCAUCUGCAGAUGUCAAACCCAAGGUGGAGGAGCUGGAUAAGGAUUUGGUACAUCGCUACACCCAAAAUGGAAGUCUGGAUUUCUCUAACAAUCUAACAGUCAAUGAAAUGGAAGAUGAUGAAGAUGAUGAAGAAAUGUCUGAUUCAAACAGCCCGCCAAUUCCCUAUUCACAAAAACCUGCCCCAGAAGGAUCUUGCACUACAGAUGGUUUUUGUCAAGCAGGAAAGGAUUUGCGCUUGGUAUCGCUGUGUAUGGAACAAAUCGACAUCCCAGCAGGAUUCCUCCUGGUGGGGGCCAAGUCUCCCAAUCUUCCUGAACACAUUCUCGUUUGUGCUGUAGACAAGCGAUUUCUACCAGAUGAUCAUGGGAAAAAUGCACUUUUAGGGUUUUCUGGAAACUGUAUAGGCUGUGGAGAACGAGGAUUUCGGUAUUUCACGGAAUUUUCCAACCACAUUAACUUGAAGCUCACCACGCAGCCAAAGAAGCAGAAGCACUUAAAGUACUACCUAGUUAGAAGCUCCCAGGGUGUACUCUCAAAAGGACCUCUUAUCUGCUGGAAAGAAUGUAGAAGCCGACAAUCCUCUGCUGUUUGCCACUCCAUUAAACCAAAUACUUCAGUGUCAUCAACUGUGACACCAGAAAAUGGAACAACAAACGGAUACAAAUCAGGAUUCACUCAGACAGAUUCACCAGUUCUCAGUCCAGCUAAUUCUGCAAUCAAUUUAAGUGGAACUCAGGACCUGACCGGGAACAAGAACAUUGUGAAACCACUGGCUUUAUCCUUGCAAGCUAUGGGGAAGACAUUCGCUGCAGAUGCUGCUAAUGGAAACAGUAGCCACGGAGGGAAGAAUAAUGCCUCCAGCUCCACUCUCCCCCACCCAGGGAAUUACUCUGUAUCCCCAAGACCUAGUUACACAUCAGGAGACCAAGCUACCAUGUUCAUUUCUGGGCCACCAAAGAAACGACACCGAGGCUGGUAUCCGGGUUUCCCUGUCCCCCAGCCUGGUUUAGUUGUACCUGUUCCUACAGUUCGCCCUGUUUCAAGAACUGAGCCUUUUUUAUCUGCCCCAAUUCCACAGACCCCAUUAACUGGAAUUUUACAACCUCGGCCCAUUCCUGCAGGGGAAACUGUCAUUGUUCCUGAAAACCUGCUGAGUAACUCAGGAAUCAGACCAGUUAUUCUGAUAGGCUAUGGCACUUUACCCUAUUUCUAUGGAAAUGUUGGUGACAUUGUUGUGAGUCCCCUGCUGGUGAAUUGCUACAAGAUUCCACAGUUGGAAAACAAAGAUUUGGAACAGUUAGGGUUGACAGGCAGCCAACUCCUGAGUGUGGAAAAUAUGAUUCUUCUGACAAUACAGUAUCUUGUGAGGCUCGGUCCUGAUCAAAUUCCUCUCAGGGAAGAAUUUGAACAAAUUAUGCUGAAAGCUAUGCAGGAAUUUACUCUGAGAGAGCGAGCUCUGCAGAUUGGGGCCCAGUGUGUCCCCAUAUCUCCAGGACAACUCCCCUGGCUGGCUAGAUUGAUUGCCAGUGUAUCUCAAGACUUGGUUCAUGUGAUCGUGACCCAGAACUCUUUGGCGGAAGGCAUUUCAGAAACCCUAAGGACUCUCAGUGAAAUGAGACACUAUCAGAGGCUACCAGAUUAUGUGGUAGCAAUUUGUGCUUCGAAAAUCAGAGGAAAUGAAUUCUGCGUGGUAGUCUUAGGUCAGCAUCAGUCCCGGGCUCUGGCAGAGAGCAUGCUCACCACAAGUGAGUUCUUGAAAGAAAUUAGUUAUGAGCUCAUCACGGGAAAGGUCAGUUUCCUGGCAUCACAUUUCAAAACCACGUCAUUAGGUGAUGAUCUGGACAUGCUAUUAGAAAAAAUGCAGCAAAGAAGAGGAGACAGUGUGGUUACCCCUUUCAACGGAGACCUUCACGAAUGUGUGUCACCCCGGGAGGCUGCUGCUAUGAUCCCCACGCAAAACCUGGAUUUAGAUAACGAAACCUUCCAGAUUUAUCAACCACAGCUUACGGUUGCCAGAAAGCUCUUAUCCCAGGUCUGUGCUAUUGCGGACAGUGGCAGCCAGAGCCUAGACCUUGGCCACUUCAGCAAAGUGGACUUCAUCAUCAUUGUCCCAAGGUCAGAGGUUCUGGUCCAGCAAACUCUUCAACGGGUCCGACAGUCAGGCGUCCUUGUAGACUUGGGUCUGGAGGACAACGGGACAGCUCAUCAGAGAGCAGAGAAAUACGUGGUGCGUCUCGACAAUGAGAUCCAAAGCAAGUUUGAUGUUUUUAUGCGAAAAGUGAAACAGAACCCAUACACACUGUUUGUGCUGGUUCAUGACAACUCCCACGUGGAACUAACGAGUGUCAUUUCAGGCUCUGUGUCACACGGUGAGCCCAGUCAUGGAUUAGCUGAUAGAGUCAUAAACUGCAGAGAAGUUCUGGAAGCUUUCAACCUCUUGGUGCUGCAAGUUAGCUCCUUCCCGUACACACUACAGACCCAACAGUCUCGAAUCAGCUCCAGCAAUGAGGUACACUGGAUACAGCUGGACACGGUGGAGGAGGUGGGCUGUGAGGAGAAGCUGUAUUUUGGCCUGAAUGAGUACAGCAAGUCUCUGCAGUGGGGGAUCACAAGCCCACUGCUGAGGUGUGACGAGACUUUUGAGAAGAUGGUGAACACACUCUUGGAGAGGUACCCCAGGCUCCACAGCAUGGUCGUCCGCUGCUACCUGCUCAUCCAGCAGUACUCCGAAGCGCUGAUGGCUCUCACCACCAUGGCCUCACUCCGGGACCACAGCACACCGGAAACUCUCAGCAUUAUGGAUGACCUCAUCAGCUCUCCAGGAAAAAACAAAAGUGGGCGGGGACACAUGCUCAUUAUCAGGGUGCCCUCGGUGCAGCUGGCCAUGUUAGCCAAGGAGCGGCUGCAGGAGGUGCGCGACAAGCUGGGUCUGCAGUACCGAUUCGAGAUCAUCCUUGGGAACCCGGCCUCUGAACUCAGUGUUGCAGCUCACUUUGUGACACGAUUAAAGACUUGGAGAGGAAAUGAAUCCGAAGAGUGGGUUCCUCGGACAUAUCAAGAUUUAGAAGGUCUGCCUUGCAUCGUGAUAUUAACUGGCAAAGAUCCUCUUGGAGAAACCUUUCCCAGAUCUUUGAAGUACUGUGACCUCCGGUUAAUUGACUCAAGCUAUUUAACUCGCACGGCCUUGGAGCAAGAGGUUGGUCUGGCCUGCUGCUAUGUCUCCAAAGAAGUCAUCCGGGGACCCACGACUGCCUUGGACCUCAGUGGGAAGGAGCAGGAGCGAGCCACCGCCAGUGAGCACGAUUCUGAUGAGCUGCUCAUUGACCUGGAGCGGCCCCAGAGCAACAGCAGUGCUGUCACUGGAACCUCAGGUUCCAUCAUGGAGAAUGGGGUGAGCUCUUCCAGCACAGCUGACAAGGCCCAGAGGCAGCCCCUGACGCCCAGUUUCCAGAGCCCAGGCCCCAGUGUGGGGCUGGACGAAGGGGUCUCUGGCAGCCCGGCUGGAGCUGGGGAGAGUUUGAAGCAGGAGUGUGACUCCUUGGGCCCCCCGCUAGCGAGCAGCACCACCUCCAAACCUUCAUCCUCCUCCUCCUCUUCUUCCUCGGGACCUGGCACGCUCUCCUGGCCAGGAUGCCGAAGCCUCCACACAGCCCUACCCCCAGUCGUGAUCUUAUCCAAGGCGGCCUACAGCCUGCUGGGCUCCCAGAAGGGCGGAAAGCUGCCGUCCUCCACGUCCCUGCUGCCGCACGCCGACGUGACCUGGCUGAGUUCACUGCGCCCGCUCCUGCACAGGGACAUGAGCAGCGAGGAGCAGUCCCUCUACUACAGGCAGUGGACCUCUGCUCGGCAGCACCACGCCGACUACAGCAACCAGCCCGACCCGGCCACGGGCGCCCGCACCUUCCAUCCGCGGCGCCUGCUGCUGACUGGACCGCCCCAGGUGGGAAAGACUGGCUCCUAUUUGCAGUUCCUUAGGAUCCUCUUCCGCAUGCUCAUCAGGCUCCUGGAGGUGGAUGUGUACGACGAGGAGGAGAUCAACACUGAUCACAGUGAGAACAGCGGGGUCAGGCAGGCAGAGGGAGAGCCCUGGCCUGACAUCGAGAGCUUCAGUAAGAUGCCCUUUGACGUCAGCGUGCACGACCCCAAGUACAGCCUGAUGAGCCUGGUGUACACCGAGAAGCUGGCGGGGGUCAAACAAGAAGUAAUCAAAGAAGCCAAGAUUGAGGAGCCCAGGAAACGAGAAACUGUGUCCAUGAUGCUGACCAAAUAUGCAGCCUACAACACCUUCCAUCACUGUGAGCAGUGCCACCAGUACAUGGACUUUGCCGCCGCCUCGCAGAUGUCUGACUCCACCCUUCAUGCAUUCACGUUCUCCUCCUCGAUGCUGGGAGAAGAGGUGCAGCUCUAUUUCAUCAUCCCCAAAUCCAAAGAGAGUCAUUUUGUCUUCAGCAAGCAGGGCAAACAUCUGGAGAGCAUGCGGCUGCCUCUGGUUUCAGACAAGCAGGAUCUGAAUGCAGUCAAGAGCCCUAUUUUCACCCCUUCCAGUGGUCGCCACGAGCACGGACUCUUAAACCUUUUCCACGCCAUGGAAGGCAUCAGCCACCUUCACCUGCUGGUAGUCAAGGAAUAUGAGAUGCCACUGUACCGCAAGUACUGGCCCAACCACAUCAUGCUGGUGCUUCCUGGCAUGUUCAACAAUGCAGGCGUGGGUGCUGCCAGAUUCCUCAUCAAGGAGCUGUCCUACCACAACCUAGAACUGGAGAGGAACCGCCUGGAGGAGCUGGGAGUCAAGCGCCAGUGUGUGUGGCCUUUCAUCGUGGUGAUGGAUGACUCAUGUGUCCUGUGGAACAUCCACAGUGUUCAGGAGCAGACCAGCCAGCAAAUGGAAGCAGGAAUUUCCAGUAAGAAUGUGUCCUUAAAGAGUGUCUUGCAGCAUAUCGAAGCCACACCAAAAAUUGUUCACUAUGCAAUUCUGGGCAUACAGAAGUGGAGCAGCAAACUGACUCGCCAGAGCCUCAAGGCCCCGUUCUCCAGGUGCCACGUGCAUGAUUUCAUCCUCCUCAACAUAGACCUGACUCAGAAUGUGCAGUAUGACUUCAAUAGGUAUUUUUGUGAAGACGUUGACUUUAACCUGAGAACAAACAGUAGUGGCCUGCUCAUCUGCCGCUUUAAUAACUUCAGUCUCAUGAAGAAACAUGUUCAGGUUGGCGGGCAAAGGGACUUCAUCAUUAAGCCAAAGAUCAUGGUGUCAGAGAGCUUGGCACCCAUCCUGCCCCUUCAGUACGUCUGCGCUCCUGACAGUGAGCACACGCUGCUGGCAGCCCCUGCGCAGUUUCUCCUCGAGAAGUUCCUUCAGCACGCUUCAUACAAACUCUUUCCCAAAGCCAUCCAGAACUUCAAGAGUCCCGUGUUGGCCAUUGACUGCUACCUUAACAUUGGACGGGAGGUGGCCGUGUGCUACAUCAGCUCCAGACCCCACUCCAGCAAUGUCAACUGUGAAGGGGUGUUUUUCAGUGGACUCCUCUUGUACCUCUGUGACUCUUUUGUAGGUGCUGAUCUUCUCAAGAAAUUUAAGUUUCUGAAAGGUGCUACACUAUGCGUCAUUUGCCAGGACAGAAGCUCCUUACGCCAAACAAUUGUCCGCUUGGAGCUGGAGGACGAGUGGCAGUUUCGCCUGAGGGAUGAAUUUCAAACUGCAAACAGCAGUGAGGACAAGCCCCUCUUCUUUCUUACUGGGCGACACGUAUGAGCUUUUGGAGGGACCAACAGCAGCAGUGGACGCCUGGGGGGUGGGGUGGGAAAGCAACAAUUACGUGGGAUUUCUUUUUUCCUUUAAAGUACAAUCACUGUUGAGCAAAGUGCAACAUGUAUGCCCGUUCUCCAAAGAACCCCAAAACCUGACCCGGGUGUCUGGGGACAUUGCUUUUCUUCAGUUCUAAUUACGGAACCUUAAGUUUGGGUAAACUCCACCCUAGGCAGUCACUAGGUUACUGAAGAAAUGGGCUGCCUGCUGGCUCCUGAAGAUGAUCCACUGUGAAGAACAAACAUGGAGUUGGCAUUUUUCACCUACUAUGCUACGAAAGGAGACAUGGACUCUGAGCAUGAGCUAGCUUGAAUGUGUUGCAAGAGACUCACACCGCUGGUGUGGAAUUAAUUGAAGAGGAAUGUUGAGGCCUGAACCCUCAGCUUCUCUUCAGCUCUGUACCUUGGUACAGCAUUACUCAGGGGUCUGAAUGAUCGAAUGUAGAAGAUAUUUGUAUUUAAAAAAAAAAAAGUAGCUUUGUCUUUCU